This is a messenger RNA of Malus domestica (apple), 1694 nucleotides long. Lineage: Eukaryota; Viridiplantae; Streptophyta; Magnoliopsida; Rosales; Rosaceae. The record is from RefSeq and is a predicted model, not a curated record.
AUGAUCCCAACGCAACUAAUUCCUCUGUUUGUUGCUGGGAUUUGGUGGCUGUGGAACGGUAGGAACCAACUUGUUUUUGGGUCCCAAAGGUUGGAAUUUGAGGUGCUAAUUCAGCGUGUAAAGGACUAUGUCAAGGAAUACUGUGAGAUCAAUCUCUCUCGACAUAGGAGCGCUCCUUUACAAGCUCAGAGUAAUGUUUGGCGUCCCCUGCUAGAAGGAUGGUUCAAGCUAAAUGUGGAUGGUGCGGUAGAUACAAGAGGAGGUAAAAAGGGUGUGAGAGCUGUGAUCCGCGAUUGGAAUGGUGUCUUUCAAUGCACACGAUCACAAAAAAGGAAGAGACCGGUAUUUGUAAGAAGAAACAAACUCCAGUACGAGGUGAGGAAGCUAGGCGAGAGAGAGAGAGAGAGAGAGAGAGAGAGAGAGAGAGAGAGAGAGAGAGAGAGAGAGAGAGAGAUAGAAGAAGUUGAAAGCAGAGAAUGGUACUUGGCUGCUUAUGCAGCUGAAGGUGUUCCAACUUCUGAUCAUCUCAAACUCCGUACGGUCACACUCUCACUAUCCCCUGAUUCCAUUCCCGAACAACAUGUCAUUCUUGAGACCCUCUUCAUUUCCGUCGAGCCAUAUUUACGCAGCAGAAUUACUGGCCGGGAAGAUGGGCUAUACAACCCCCAGUUCAACCUUGACGAGGUAAUUGCAGGAUUUGGGGUUGGAAGGGUAAUUCGGUCAAAAGAUAGUAACCAUGUUGAAGGUGACAUAGUCGUCAGUCCAUUCACACAUUUUGCUGAAUAUUGUGUGGUACCAUCCCAGUUCGUAGCAAGAAGGAUCGAUCCAAAUAAUGGGAUCCCCUUGCCUGAAUAUAUCAGUUCGUUAGGGUUGCCGGGGUUUGCAGCAUGGGUGGGAAUUGAGUUGCUGGCAGACCCAAAACCAGGAUCCAAUGUGUUCAUUUCAGCUGCUGCUGGGGCUGUUGCAAUGUAUGCUGGACAGUUGGCCAAGCUCAGAGGAUGCACGGUCAUCGGAAGCACCGGAUCAGAUGAGAAGGUGAGGCUAAUCAAGGAGGAAUUUGGAUAUGAUGAUGCUUUUAACUACCACACAGACACAGAUUUUGAUGCUGCUUUAAGCAAGUAUUUCCCUAAUGGAAUCGAUGUCUACCUUGACAAUGUUGGCGGUGAAAUGCUUGAGGCUGCUCUCAACCAUGUCAACAAGCAUGCCAAGGUCCCUCUUUGUGGCAUGAUAUCUGGCUACAAUAAGGUUUGGACUGAGAGAGAGGGGGUGAGGAAUCUGUUGAAUUUAAUCGGAAAGGAGGUGAAUAUGCAAGGGUUCAUGGUGGGUUCAUACCUGCAUCGUCUUGGAGAUUUUGCAACCGAGAUGGAGAGCCACCUAAAGCAAGGCAAGAUUGGUUAUUCUAAGCUCAAAAUCUUCCAUGGAAUUGAGACAUUCUUGGAAAGUUUGGGGUCCCUCUUCACCAGCUCUAAUGUUGGAAAAGUUGUAAUCCAAGUCAAGUGAUUUUAUUGGGUUGAAGUAAAUCUAUGUUAAGGCAUUAAUGCUUCAUGAAAACGAUCUAAAUAGGACAUGGUUUUUGGUUUGGGAAAUUGAAGUCUCCAGAAUUGGCAACUUCUUAAGAAUUUAAAAGCGUUUGUACUAAUUUGUUUCAAUAAAAUUAUUUGCACACAAAAUUAACAUAUUUAUUGACACAUUUU